Leishmania braziliensis MHOM/BR/75/M2904 is the source of this 1665-nucleotide messenger RNA. RefSeq lists its product as hypothetical. NCBI's taxonomy places the organism in Eukaryota, Euglenozoa, Kinetoplastea, Trypanosomatida, Trypanosomatidae. The transcript has a single exon. The coding region runs from base 1 to 1665 and encodes 554 amino acids. The record is from RefSeq and is a predicted model, not a curated record.
AUGGCGGAAUCCACCCUAGAUGCGCUGCAAGUCGGCGAACAAGCGCCUGGCGACCCCGGUGUAGAUGGACAUUCUCUGGGGACGAAAGCCACCGUUGCGGUCGGCAUUGCCUGUCUGAGUGGUUAUAUUGGCUACAGCCUCGUCUACAGCCAGCAGGCGAGCGUGUCGCAAGCGCUGUGGAGCAGAGAGGACGAGAAUGUGGCGUCUGCCUCAUCGACUGUGCGGCCACGUGUGGCGCUGGUGAACAUGACGGACAACUUGCGCUUGUGUGCUGUGGCAGGCCUGCGGGCAUGGCUGGACGUGGCAGAUGAAGUGGAGCCCGAGUUCCCGACUGUGAUGUUUGUGGACGAGGAGGAAGCCGCUACGGUCGCUGGUCUGGCGGCAGAGGUGCGCCGAGCUGCUCUCUUUGCGUGGAUGGAGGUGAAGGAGCGCAACGAGAUGGAGGCGCCUUCCGGCUUGAGGCCGCUGUGCUGUGUCGUUUUUCGUACCCUCACGGAGGUGGAUGGACACGCGCUUGAUGACUGGGAUGUGCAGAAGGUGGGGUUACGUCAAUGGCAUGGGAAGCGCUUUGUAACGCGUCACUGUGUGGGUGUCUCAGUAGAUGGCAAGCACGCAAUGGUCCUCACCCACGACGUCGAGGGCGUUAUCGAUGUGGAGCCGGCGUCGGCUCUCAGUGGUGGUCAGGCCAGUGAUUGCGGCACUCUUGUGCGUCAGUAUGGCGCUCCUAGCGCAGCUAGUUUCCAUCAAUGGAGGUUGAGCACUGAAAUGCAGUCAUCCUUUGCCACAGACCAGCCGCUCGCCAAGUCGCUACUGGGGCAGGGAGUACGCCUACGAGACGGUUCACGUUGCCAACUGUGGCAAAGUCCGUUGCACAUAUUUGCAGCUCUUGGUGCAGUACUGCGCUACAACCGCACUGAUGCGCCUGUCUAUCCUGACUACGUUGCCAUACCCGUGCCUGUGUCGCAGAGCACUGGUGCCGUGGAUACCUCGUUGUGGUGCCGCAUGAUGGAGUUGGCGCAUAGAUGCCCUUGGCCAUUGGUGCGUCGGUACGCGGCACGGCAGCACGACCGUAUGGAGCGAAAGCGACAGCUCUCUUCAACUUUUGUUGUUGUCGUAAGCCUCGCAGAGGAAAACGCUUCCGUGACACCAGACGUGCUACGUAUCGGCGAGGAGCACGUGGCCGAGUGGAUACGCAGCAUGAGCAGCACUCUGUCGACGAAGAAGCCGUCGCCGACCGCGAAUCGAGUCUGCGUGCGAGACGCAGCGGCAGGAGCGAACCAUCUGAAGGUGGUGCCGACGAUACAGGUUGACUUAACCGACAUAAUCUGCAGUGUCAUUGCGGCGGAGUGGCUCUUGAUCCGAGUCGUUAGCCUUUUCGCCGCUGUGGGGCUUACGCCUGCACUCGCCCAACUUGUAGCGGUUCCACGGCCACAGGCAAGAGCCUCACUUCUGUACCCGACACCGAACAGCCCACACAAGCACCACCUGUGGCUCUCGCGAUUAACACCGGCCUCUCUGUGGGGCAGCACUGAGAGAGGGACCACGCCGCCUUGCGUAGCGUCGACAGCGCGCACCACGCAAGUAGGUCACUACGUGGGGUGCGCUGCGGCUCUGCCACUCGUGGGUGGAUUUGUGGUGAGCGAGCACGACUUCUCCACCUUCUAG